UGUUGGUUGUCAGUGGAGCAGAGACAUGGCUGCGUUCAGUAAGAUACCGCACAACUGCUACGAGAUAGGACACACCUGGAACCCUUCUUGCGUGCGGUCUGCUGUGGAUGUAACCAAGGGGGCUCUCGAGGUGUCCUUUAAAAUAUAUGCCCCUCUCUAUUUGAUAGCAGCUGUUCUAAGGAGAAGAAAGAAGGAUUACUAUUUAAAAAGGCUUCUCCCUGAGAUCCUGUGGUCCACCUCUUUCCUCACCGCCAAUGGAGGUCUCUACAUUGUUUUCUUCUGUAUUCUCAGGAGACUGUUGGGAGGAUUUUACUCCUGGUCGGCUGGGUUUGGAUCGGCUCUGCCAGCAUCUUAUAUUGCAAUUCUCCUGGAGCGCAAGAGCAGGAGAGGGCUGCUGACGAUAUACAUGACAAAUCUUGCCAUUGAGACUUUGUUCCGCAUGGCAGUGACACGAGGUAUCGUCACACCCAUCAAACAUGGAGAGGUGCUGUUGUUCUGCAUAACUGCAUCACUUUAUAUGUUCUUCUUCAGGAGUCAAGAUGGUCUCAAAGGCUUUGCAUUUUCUGCACUAAAGUUCAUCAUUGGCAAAGAAGAGCUUCCAAGUCACCCUGUCACAGCAGAACACAUCUGCACAAGGCCUCUGGAGAGAGCGGGUACAGUACAGAGUGAGGACUCCCAAGUGGUAGCAGAGAGAUUCAGCUCCAGAAGGAAAACUCUGUUAGCUUACACCAGAGAACUGCUAGAAUCAAUAUGCAAAAAGGGUCCAAGACACAGAUGUUGUAAACACUACCAGGAAAACUGCAUUGCCUACUGUAUCAAAAGUUUUGUCAGGAUGUUCAGUGUUGGCUACCUGAUUCAGUGUUGUCUUAAAGUUCCCUCAGCGUUCAGGCAGAUGUUCUCUAAACCCUCACGGCUCCCCUCACUCUUCUACAACAAAGAAAACUUCCAGCUCGGGGCCUUUCUAGGAUCUUUUGUCAGCAUCUACAAGGGAAUGAGCUGCUUGCUGCGCUGGGUGCGUAACAUUGAUGAUGAGCUCAACGCACUGAUUGCUGGCUUCCUCGCUGGCACUUCAAUGUUCUUCUACAAAAGCACGACGAUAACUAUGUAUCUCUUCACUAAGCUGGUAGAGACGAUGUAUUUCAAGGGCAUCGAGGCUGGACGGUUCCCUUACUUUCCCCAGGCAGACACAGUCCUGUACGCCAUCUCCACUGCCAUCUGUUUUCAAGCAGCUGUGAUGGAAGUACAGAACCUCAGGCCCACAUACUGGAAAUUCCUGCUACGGUUGACGAAGGGCAGGUUUGCUCUGAUGCACCGGCAGUUGCUCGAUGUGUUCGGGACUCAGGCCUCCAGGGAUUUUAAAGGCUUUGUGCCCAAACUGGACCCUCGUUUUACCACAGUGCUUCCACCAGGAACAGACUUCAUUCUUGGGUGAUUUGGGAUCAGGCUCUCGCAGACGCUUUAGGGAUACCUCAACAAGAAAACAGUUUGGCUGUUUUUUUGGAGUAAUUUAACUCUUUUUUUUUUUUUUUUUUUAAGGAUGUUGUAACAGUUCAGAAAUAAUAUUGAUAUAUGAGGUGGGACAUUGAUAUGGGGGAUGUAAUGGUCCAAGAUCUGUCAAAGCAGGGAGUUUUACGGUGAGCAUCAAAUGUCCUGGGAUUCAUAGGCCCAUUUACUGACAAAGAUAUUAUGGAUGCCAAUUUUUAAAUUAACAAAUUGGAAGUGAUUUUUACGUCCCAAUGAAAACGUAGAGUACUUAGACAAUAAUAAUGAGAAAGUCAUCUAAUCAGUGUUUUAAUAUGAAGCCAAGUUAACAGAUUGCAGUUGGCCAAGUGACGUUUAUCUUCACCUAAAUGGGAAGGACAGUAGUACUAACUUAAAUAACCUUUUUGUCAUAUAAAAUAUUAAAUAAACCCAGCUUGGUUAAUUGGAAAUGAAAAUCUAUUUAUCUCUGGAUUCACCAAUAUUCCCUUUGUCUAUUUUGCAUCCGUGGGUUAUUUGGACUGAAUUCAGUUUGUCUUUUGGAUGGUUGCUCCCAGGAAAAAUACACAUUAGUGAAGGUACACCUGAUUUAUACUUUGACUGGAGAACAGGUUUGAGUUUACUUCUUCCUCAUCAUUUCAGAAUGUAAACAAUGUGUGGGACUGAUGGUUAUGAAGCCUUAUUAAAUCUUCUCUUAUGUAUUAAGGUCUUAACACACUGGGUCCGUUAUUUUCGGAUGCGUCAACACACUUGGACCUUGCACACUGGGUCCGAUGCGUUUUUAUUUGCCUGUACGGCGAAAAUUCGUAGAAUGUGGGAAAUUGUUUCAUUUCAUUUACUCUUCAAGAGAUGAAGAGUUACUUUUAAUUCAGCCUCUGUUAUGACCCAUGAGUAGGCUACAAACCUCUGCCUUUAUCUGUUAUAUUUCCAUAUCUGAUAUCCACAUAAUACACCGGCAAACUACGGUGUUUGCAAUGAGGUUUUGUUGCAAGAGAGGGAGAGAAAGGGAGAGAGAAGGAGGGGUUGGGCGGGGUCGAGUGAGAAAGAGAGAUUAAAGCAUCAGGCGCUGAUCUGAAUUAUCAAUCACCCGCCUAUCUGUUUUAUUUCCAUGGUUGAUAUCCACAUAAUUAAUAAGAAAACUUUGGUGUUUAAAGUGAGGUUUGGUGUGAGAGAUAGGGGGAGCGAGAGGAGGGGUUGGGCGGGGCUGAGCAAGCGAGGAGGAAGCAGUGGACACUAUUUUGAAUCAUCAAUCACCCAUUUAAAUGACUUGGACUAAUAUGAAAUUUCGCUUUAAAUCGAACCUGUUUGAAAAAAGAAAUGACGAAAAUUUCGGCGUCAGUGUGCAAACAUGAUUAUAACAACAUGAUCUCAAUUUUCUUUUUUAACGUGCGGAAAAUAAGGACGAAAUAAAUGGAGUCAGUGUGCAAAGGCCUUUAGUCUGUGGGAACUAAUUUAGAUGCUGUCUGUUGUGAAAAGAUAUGAGAGAAGACUCAUAUUUUUAAGAACAGUUGGGCUUUUUUAACCCUGCUUUUUGUUCAUGGUUCAUCCAUGAUUUUUUAGACUACACAAAUAAACCAUUACCACUGAGGGGGACUUCUGUAGUUACUUAGAGUCCCUCAAAGGAGUUUUUAGCUGGUAAAUGCAAAAAAAAAAACUAACGAAAAAUAAAACAAAGUAAUAAUGAUGCCUCUUUGAAGGCAAACAAGACCAUCAGAAUAAACACUGACAAUUUCAUCCCUCAGUAUGUUUACAUGCAAUUAAAAAAUGUAUCACUGUGUUAGUCUGACUAAAUAUUGCCUUUUAAAAUUGUGGUUUCCAAAGUGGAGGUCAGGACCCCCCAUUUUUUGUUUAAAGAAAACAAAAAUGCAUAAAAUUAGUUGAAUUUAAAAUUACAAACAGGGUCAUUUGAUAAGAUUUAUGCUGAAAUCAAAGUAAAGUUUAAAGUGUACUGCCCAAAACAUAACUGUCGGCAUGUUUUAGGGAUGGCAAUUAAAGCGUGUCAAAUGAUGGGACUUACUGGUCCGGCACCGGUGUGUUUGGGCCUACUUGACUAUUUUUGAAAAUAGACUGCUGUGUUUAACUAUACCUCAACUACCCUUAGGUACAGUAGGAACCCUAUUUUAGUGUGAAGGUAAACAUUUUAGACAGAUUAAAAUUGUACUUAAUUGAGUUUCUCGAAGUUGGUAAAACAGCUAGAUCACGCAGAUGAAGAUCCAUUUAUUAUUUCAUCUAUACCCAUCAGUCAAACCAAAAUGGGUCAGAUUUUCUGUGCAUUCUCCACAGUUUCCACAUGAUCUUGAUCUAGAAGUCAGCAAUGCUAACCAUAGAAGCUAGGCUCACCAUAGAAGAAACUGUGUUGCUGUCUGCCUGUGGGUUUCACUGUGAGCUCGAGGCAUAGCAUACAUUGAUUUUUUUCAGAAGUAGAGCUCAAAGUAUGCACAAGGAAGAAAAAUUUUGUUCAAGGUCUAAUUAAACUAAUUAAAUUCAACCCCACUGGGAACGAUCACAAACUGAUAAAACUGUCGCUAUAAUAUAGUCACAUCUGAGCUAACUGCUACUCUAGCGACAGCCAUUGCUAAGGGCUCAGCUUAUAACUAAACCCAGCCCGUAGCUAUUGCCUCGGUCUCGUCAAACAACAGUGAUUGGUCAGAACUGUGUUUGGUUUGACACAAACAUUUAGACUUGAGUUUUUCAAGAUGGAUUUGCCUGAUGACAGAGGUAGACUGGCAAAUAUUUGUGCUUCGCAAGGUUACUGAUCAAUAACUGUGGCUUGACUUAACUGUGCAUGUAAACAUACUGAUUUUUUUGUAAUUUCUGAAACUGCUGUCAGGUGUAGGGGUCUGAAUACAUUCUUGCAUCCCGCAGAAUUUUUUUUUUUUUUUUUUUUUAUUUACCAAAAAUCAAGAAAGAGAAAAUAGGUAGUGUUUUUUCCACUGGGGGCACCAAAAUUGACAUGAACCUAACAUUGCUCACUGGAGCUUAAUGGGACUGAGAAAAAUGGAAAACCAUGACAAAAUGUUUAAAUGUCACACAAAGUUGCUUGAUGUUGUGUUGUAUUAAAGAGCAGAGACUUUGUAAUGUGAUGCACAUGAUAAGUUACUCAAAAGUCAAUGUUAGGCAGACUCGUUUUGCUAAUCCAUUUGAUUAAAUAAUUAGCAAAUGGUCUUUAAAGUGAAGGCCAGUGUAAGUGUAAGCCACAAUUUAUCAUUUUACACUAAAAGUCAGCCAGAUCCAUUGUUUUCACUUUGCUCUCUAGAAGUUUUGGUAUAGAAUGACAGCACUAAUUUCCACUUAAACUGGAAAAAACACCAAACACAGGUCAGUCAAGGCUGUGUUGGGUCACUUGAGCUCAUAAAACACUGUUGGCUGUUUGGGUUUAUAUAUACUUUCUAGUUUCAAGGUGAACCCUCAUUGACUGAUUUUAUGAUUUUACAAAGAGCUUUCAACAAGGCGACAAGGACUCAGUUUCUGGUAGUUAAGGCACACAGUUUACUGAGUUCUUUUUUUCAUCCUGAUGGUUGUUGCUGAGAGAUUAAAAAAUCUGAGAAAGGACGUUUGAAAUCUUUCUGAAGGAGCAGGGAUCAUUUUGUUCUUCAAUUCUCAACACAAAUGACAUCGUUAAUGAGGCGCGCUAUAAAUGACAACUUCAUUCCAGAUGUGAAAUGCUCUGCAUUUGUUUACCUUCUUUUUAAUCCUGUAACUCAACCUAGCUUUAGACACAACAGACCCCAGAUCAGAAGCCAUGAUUGUAGACAGGUACAGUGCAAAAUACACUUUAAGAAAGAAAUAUAUGUUUAAACAACUUAAAUAUUAAGUAUUCAUUUCUCACAGGAUUAUGACACAGCUAUACAAAUGUUCUGAUUUAUGUAAAAUGGUGUUUAUUAAAAUAUUUUUGAUUUUA
This is a messenger RNA of Cheilinus undulatus (humphead wrasse), 5380 nucleotides long. It is a transcript of the gene tmem135, whose product is annotated as transmembrane protein 135. Bases 26 to 1432 code for a protein of 468 amino acids. The record is from RefSeq and is a predicted model, not a curated record. NCBI's taxonomy places the organism in Eukaryota, Metazoa, Chordata, Actinopteri, Labriformes, Labridae. The transcript is spliced from 15 exons.